CGCUCUCUUUCGGUCAGAACGUGGGACGUUUCAGAAGGGAGCUCUACAUGUGAUUCAGUGAGUUGCUUCAUCAGCAGCAGGCAAGGCAGCUGCAGUUCCCCUCGUAAACACACUCAUAUAGCCAGUGUGCAAGAAGGAGCAAGGACAUACCUUUUUGCCAGGAAACAGGAGAUGCUAGGCGUGUGCACUUAAUAUCAUCGUCUGCCAUUGAAAAAAAAAACUUCAUUUUUGAGAGUCUUAUUGUCGUUUUUGAUAGAUUCCAAUCGCCGGACAGAUCUGCCAAUAAAGGACUAUUUMUCCUGCUGGACCUGAAUGUAAGAUCGCGAGGAUAAAGAAGUCAGGAAUCAAAAGCCAUCAUCAUGGAUUUUGUUAUGAAGCAAGCGUUGGGAGGAGCUACCAAAGACAUGGGGAAAAUGCUGGGUGGGGAAGAGGCUGAGAAGGAUCCUGAUGCGGAGAAAAAGGAGGAGGAAAGACAAGAGGCACUUCGGCAACAGGAGGAGGAGAGGAAGGCAAAAUAUGCAAAAAUGGAAUCGGAGAGAGAAAACGUCCGACAGGGCAUCAGGGAUAAGUACGGCAUCAAGAAGAAGGAGGAGAAGGAAGCCGAGGCCCAGGCUGCUUUGGAUCAGGCAGCAGAAGGGAGUCUCACCCGCCCAAAGAAGGCUGUCCCACCCGGCUGCGGAGACGAGGAGGAGGAGGAGGAAAGUAUCAUGGACACGGUCAUGAAAUUCCUUCCCGGUCCACUUAUGGAUAUGUUCAAUAAAAAGUAACAGUGUUGGCGAUAUUAGAUUGUUAACCUUCCAACACACAUAACCAAGACCACCAUCCUAACCAACCCUUCUCCUUCACCCAUACAUCCCUGUUCUAAGAGCCCUGGAUGAAUCAACGUGCCAUAAUAUUUGUCCUUAACUUAAAUGAUCUGUGUUACAUUGUCUUAUUUGGAAGGAAGACCCACUGAUUGGUGAUACUAUGAACCUAUGUAGCAUCUGCAUAGAUCCAAAACAUUAACUUAAAGACAAAUUUGAUGUCAGGUUUUCAAGGUGUCCAGGCCUUAGAAUGUGAUCUGAGAUCAACCAUAAUCCAACCUUUUUGUUUGUAAAUAGCCUCUGGUUUAAAAUAAAUAUAUGUGAUUACCAGAAAAUAUAUUAAGAGUCUAAGCCAUAAUUUAAACUUUUGAGAAAUUCUCCAAAUCAUAUCAAAUUUGAUAGAAUUUUGCUGUUUAUUGCUUCUCCAUUGARACUUCAUCCAUAUACUGUUCUCUGUCCCAAGACAUUCAUAGGUUUUAAUGUAAAAAUAAUAAUAAUAAUGGUAAUAGUAACAUUGUGGUGAACUAGAAAGAAAAUGGGUAACUAAUUCAACAAGAAAUGCUUUUCAAGCAUGCAGUUGAUAUAUUUUGUGGAGUACAGUACAUGUACAAAUUCCAUUUAGUUAUGAUUAAGUGAAAUACAUUAAUAUUGAGGCAAUAACUCUGGUUUUCAAUUUUGUUUCAAUGACACCACGACUAMUAUGUACAGUAGGCUAUACAUACACAUCCUAACUGUUCUUCCUUGAGAUGUCCACGAUAAAAAUGAAAAUGCUCAACAAUGAACCAAACAACAUUGGCAACAUUCCUGAUGUACCUGUGCUUAGUACAAACCAAUAGAGUUGUAUGUCUUGUUGCUUCAUCUGCUUCGCUCCUAUAUAGUAGGACUUGUGGGAAUCAAAUCCGGCAAUUGAACGUAGAUGCUUACUCUUCUUAUUUCCAUGUCUGUAAAUAUAGAUUUACGAGAUGUACUCAUCAUUUUCUCAAGCACAACUAUGUUGUGAACACACUUUAUGUGAACAGACAGUGACAAUGGUGCAAUAUACAGUAUUGUUCAAGGUUUUCCUGUUAACUAAAUGGAGUGCAGUCCUGAAUCGGCAAAAACAGACACUCUUCAUUGUUAUGUGUUGAGCUUAAUACGUUUUGUGUAUCAGUGUACAGACACAUAAAGCGUUGUCUGACUAGUAACGGCAAAGCAUACGAACUCAGUCUGAAGUGUGAUGUGGGGAAAGAGGUUGGAGGAUUGGCUUAAUGUAGGGGGUUUGAUCGGACAGCAUUUGAACUGGUGAGGGUCCUUGUCUCUCAGUGGGAUUUGGUUUGUGGUUCUAACAUACUAGUAAAUUGUGUUCUAAACUUUGCCGAGAAUGCAGGACAAGACAGGUAUUAGUAAUAACUUAAGAGGCA
Molecule: messenger RNA, 2203 nt
Organism: Salvelinus sp. IW2-2015
Lineage: Eukaryota; Metazoa; Chordata; Actinopteri; Salmoniformes; Salmonidae
Product: complexin-1-like
Biological process (GO): neurotransmitter transport; regulation of neurotransmitter secretion; synaptic vesicle exocytosis
Cellular component (GO): SNARE complex; terminal bouton
Molecular function (GO): syntaxin binding
Source: RefSeq, a predicted model, not a curated record